Eriocheir sinensis (Chinese mitten crab) is the source of this 1446-nucleotide messenger RNA. Its product is annotated as facilitated trehalose transporter Tret1-like. The transcript has 5 exons. The record is from RefSeq and is a predicted model, not a curated record. Lineage: Eukaryota; Metazoa; Arthropoda; Malacostraca; Decapoda; Varunidae. Gene Ontology annotation, molecular function: transmembrane transporter activity. Gene Ontology annotation, cellular component: membrane. Gene Ontology annotation, biological process: transmembrane transport. The coding region runs from base 1 to 1446 and encodes 481 amino acids.
AUGGUGGAGGUGGAGGUGGAGGUGGUGGAGGUGGUGGAGGUGGUAAACAGCAGCACCAACCACCAGGUGGUGUACGCGGGGCUGGUGGCGUGGGUGGGCGUGUCGCUGGGUCUGGUGCUGGCCUACCCCGCCCUGGCCCUGGAGGCGUGGACCGGGGAGAGGGACGUGAGCCUCGGACACCAGGAGACGUCGUGGUUCAGGAGCGUGGUGUACCUGGGUUCGAUCCCCGGGUCUGUGGUGGGCGGGGUGCUGCUGCAGGUGCUGGGGCCGCGCCGCCUGCUGCUGCUGCUGCUGCCCGCGCUGGCCCUGGCCUGGCUGCUGCUGCCCCUCGCCACGCCCCACGCGCCCUCCCUCAUAGCCCUCCGCGCCCUGCAGGGCGUGCUGGUGGCGGGCGGCGGCCUGUGCGUGUACGUGUACCCCUGCGAGGUGGUGGAGGCGCGGCGGCGGGACCUUGUGGGCGCCCUGCCCGAGGCCGCCUUCUCGCUGGGUUUUCUGCUGGCCUACCUGCUGGCGGCGGCGCUGCACUGGUCCACGGUGGUGCUGCUGGUACCGCCCUGCCUGCUGCUGCCCACCGCCCUGGCCGUGGCCCUCGUGCCGGAGUCCCCCGCCUGGCUGCUGCACCACGGCCGCCUGGAGGAGGCGCGCGCCGUGCUGGCCACGCUGCGCCCCGCCGCCGCCGGCGUGGAGAAGGAGCUCCUCGCCCUGCAGCUGGACGGCCACAAAGACAGUGGCUUCCCCGCGCUGCUGCUGCGACACCCGCGGUUUUUGCUGCCGGUGCUGGCGGCGCUGACGCUGGUGCUGCUGAAGGAGAGCACCGGCCAGAUGGUGCUGGUGCUGACGCUGAACCGCGUGCUGUCUGGGGGCGCCGUGGGGCUGUCCCCACUGUGGGGCAGCGCGGCAGUAGGCGCCGUGCGCGUGGCCGCCAACCUGGCGGGCUGUUGCGUCCUGCUGCGACGCUUCCAGCGGCGCGCCGUGCUGUCCCGCGCCGCCCUCACCGCCGCCGCCGCCAUGGUGGUGCUGGCCAACUACUACGCCUCGCCCGGCGGCCACUUCUGGCCCCAGGGCACGCCCUUCGUGUUUACGGUGGUGUUCGUGGCCUGCUACGGCGGCGGCGUGGGCCCCGUGGCCAGCCUCAUGGUCUCCGAGCUGCUGCCGGGCCCUGUGCGCGGCCUGGGCUCGGGCCUGGCCAACGCCGUGCUCUGCGCCGCACAGUUCGGCCUCACCUUCAUGGCCCCUGCCACGGACCGCGAGUUCACCGUCUCCUGCUGGGGCUACGGCGGCGGCUGCCUCCUGCUGGCCGCCUUUGCCCUGCUGCUGCCCGAGACCCGGGGCCGCCCCCUGGAGGAACUGGAGGAGUAUUGGCGAGGGGCGGCGGACCAGGGACUGUGCGGGAGCUGCCUGCCCCCACCUCCCUGCUCCCCACCCACGCCCCCUUCCCCUACCUGA